AUGAAACAAGAUGCGAUCAGACAUGUUUUUCCCGAUACUUCAAUUGACAAGGUUUUAAAACAUACAUUCUUUAAUGAUGAUUUUCAAAUACGAUUUUUGCAACAACGUAAAGAAGUAUCAACAGUUUCAAUUUCUAAAGGAUGGAAUAGUAAUUUAGAUAAAGAUGAUCCGAGAGUAAAGGAGACUUUUAUGAGAGAAACAUCAGUGGUUGUGGAUAAAAUUAAUGCGCCUGCAAUUUUAGGAAUUAAAAGAGUUGAUCUUCAAGUUACGGAAUCAUUAGUGAUGGAAUCAAGGGAUAAAUGUAGAGUUAUUUGUGAUAUUUGUCUUGUCGGAGAAUCUCCAAUGAAGGAAUUUUUUGAAAUUUCAGCAAUUUUUGAUUUUGCACAAAAGAGUAAUGAUGACAAUUUUCAAAGUGUAGAAUUAACCAUUGAUAUGAAGGCAGAAUUUAAAAAACUUAUUUGGACUGUUACUGAUUUUGUAGAAAAUGCAUUGAUCAAGAAUGAGAACAAGUUGUUUUGCAAAUGGAUUGAAAUGGCCUAUGAUGUCAUUCCUUGUAUUAUCGAUAGUAUGGAUGUUGAACCAACAAAUGUAGAAGAAUCAAAUAAGGAGGAAAAGAAGGGAUUUUCUUUAUUCAAAUCUAAAGAAUCAAAGGAAUCGAAAGAAACAAAGGAUACUUCCAAAAAAUCAUCCUCUAUUGCAAUGUCUCUUAAAAACCUAUUGAAAAAGAAGAAGAAGGAUGGAACCCAAAAUGAGGUUGAAAAGAAGGCACAAAUAUUUAUCAAACAUGUUGGUUACGAGGAAUUGGUAAAGAAGAGCAAGGAGCAACAUAAGGAAAUGUUUGGUGUCAUUGCACAAAAGCAAGAGAAUGCUUACUUUGUAUUAUUUUUUACUACUGUUGGGAUAAUUAUUGGACUAUUCCUUUAUUAUACCUUUUCAUCAUCCUCAAUUAAAAUGUAA
Naegleria gruberi is the source of this 957-nucleotide messenger RNA. RefSeq lists its product as uncharacterized. Bases 1 to 957 code for a protein of 318 amino acids. Lineage: Eukaryota; Heterolobosea; Eutetramitea; Acrasida; Naegleriidae. The record is from RefSeq and is a predicted model, not a curated record. The transcript has a single exon.